GAUGGCGUCUGGUCGGGUGUCAAUGAAUCCAGUGGCAGCCAUAACAAACCCAGCUUAGUAACGACUUUAAAUUCCAAAUUUGGUCAGCUAGGAUCAAAAUUUAUGUAAAUCUACAGACCCAAACAAUUUUAUUUGAGUCAUUUUACCUUUUUUUCAUCAUUCAACCUUAGAAUGUCGGCCAUGUCUUCGGUGUCCAACGUAGAGAACCUGUCACCCCAAACUAUACGGAGGGUUUGGAAAGAAAUCACAAGUCUGGUGAAAGAGCCCCCAGAAGGCAUUAAAGUUUUCAUGAACGAGGAAGAUAUUACAGACAUUCAUGCUAAUAUUGAAGGGCCAGCUGGAACUCCCUAUGCUGGUGGCGUUUUCAAAGUAAAACUAACCCUUGGAAAAGAUUUCCCCUCCAGUCCACCAAAAGCAUUCUUUCUCACAAAAAUUUUCCAUCCUAAUGUGGCACCAAGUGGAGAAAUCUGCGUCAACACCUUGAAGAAAGACUGGAAUCCUGACCUUGGCAUUCAACACAUUUUGCUGACCGUGAAAUGCCUCUUAAUUGUACCCAAUGCUGAAUCUGCCCUCAACGAGGAAGCCGGAAAGUUGCUUCUUGAGCAGUAUGAUGACUAUUUUAAGAGGGCCAGGAUGAUUACUGAUAUUCAUGCUCAGAACUCAAACCCUCUGAAGGAUUCGUCAGAGUCUUCGGAAGGUCCACUUGCUAAGAAGCAUGCUGCAGACAAAAAGCUCUCCGCUGACAAGAAGAAGCUCCUCAAAGACAAGAAAAGAACUCUGAAAAGACUAUGACCAGCAAACAAGUUAUUUGCCAAUCUUCACCAACCUUUAGCUGUUUAAAGACUCAUCAAAAGUAGUGAACUUCACCUCAUUAUCAUAUGAGUUCGAUCUGUAAUUUUUUUUAUACUUUUCAUGAUCUUUGGUUUUGCCCUGAUAAACCUGUGUUUUGGUUUGCGUGAAGAGAUAUAUAUUUUAUCAAAGGAUAUCGUGAUUGUAGUCCUCUUACCAGUAGAUUCAAAUUACCCGUGAAUUUUUUUUUCAACUGCAGUAAAACAAUGCAACAGCAGUGAUGUGAUUGACUGUUUAUUUAGUGUUUAAUGUACGACCAUUAAGCCAUGGAACAGACCGUUUUCAGGAAAUGUCAAUAUAAUGGGAAAUCGAACGUGCAUUAUUAGGGUAAUUUAAAUUGAUUGAGAUUUAUUAUUUCCACAGAUAUCUGUUUAUUUGUCAAGCACAUUAAUCAGCAUUUAUGUGACCAUGUAUGGACAAUUUGAUCAACGAUCUUACGAUUAGUCGCUUAAAUUUCCCAUCUGUGCGAUUGUAUUCAUCAUAGUUCGGCUUGAGCUGGUCAUUGCCAAUUGUACUUUAUUCACUAACCCGACUUUGACCAAUACAAAAGGUAUUAUAAUUGAAAUUAAUUUUUUUUUCUAAAUAUGCAGUUUUGAUGAACUUAUGAGAAAGGAGCAUUGCAAAUUCUAUGUCGGAACUUUUGAAACUCACGAAUUAACCAUCACGCGCAUAUUUAUUUGAGAAAUUGGUUGUUUGUAUGAGUAAAAAAAUAAAGCGUCAGUGUGAACAAA
Messenger RNA from Neocloeon triangulifer, 1580 nucleotides. RefSeq names its product ubiquitin-conjugating enzyme E2 S. Lineage: Eukaryota; Metazoa; Arthropoda; Insecta; Ephemeroptera; Baetidae. The transcript is spliced from 5 exons. Bases 172 to 792 code for a protein of 206 amino acids. The record is from RefSeq and is a predicted model, not a curated record.